GCUAGGGAUGCUAUAGCCAGCCCAAUAGACUAGUGGUUAGAGAGCGAGCCGCCCAGUGAAUACUCACGCACGGUAAAGCAAUACGUAUCCCACGAUCGGCUAAUCCCUUGUGCUUUCCGAUCGAUCGAUAUAUAUUGGCCCAAACACUAAUCUUAUCCCUUCCUUCUCGCUCGAUUCUCCACUUGCGUACGCGCACCCCGGCCGGCCCGAGCUCCUUUUCGCCAGACGAAGGAAGCAGCUAGCUGGCCACUUAACUUGCUCCCGUGCUCGCCUAGCUAGCUAGCUAGCUAACACCCAGCUGCCCUAGCUCGCUAGCCAGCAACCUAUGCGAAUUGGGGAGGCGGCAUGAGCAGCAGAUACGAGGGCGGCGCCGCUGCGGUGGCGGCGGCGGGAGCUGGCGCGGGUGGCGUUAAGGAGGGCGGCGGCCGUGACGCGCACGAGGACGACCUGGUGAUGCCGGGGUUCCGGUUCCACCCGACGGAGGAGGAGCUCAUCGAGUUCUACCUCCGCCGCAAGGUGGAGGGCAAGCGCUUCAAUGUCGAGCUCAUCACCUUCCUCGACCUCUACCGCUACGACCCCUGGGAGCUCCCAGCGCUGGCAGCGAUUGGGGAGAAGGAGUGGUUCUUCUACGUGCCGAGGGACCGCAAGUACCGGAACGGGGACCGGCCCAACCGGGUGACGGCGUCGGGGUACUGGAAGGCGACGGGGGCGGACAGGAUGAUCCGGGCGGAGAGCAGCCGCCCCAUCGGGCUCAAGAAGACGCUCGUCUUCUACUCCGGCAAGGCGCCCAAGGGCGUCCGCAGCAGCUGGAUCAUGAACGAGUACCGCCUCCCCACCGCCGACACCGACCGAUACCACAAGACAGAAAUCUCUCUCUGCCGCGUCUACAAGCGCACCGGCAUCGACGACGGCCGCGGCCACCCCUCCUCGGCGCGGUCGACGAUGCCCUCCCGCCGCGGCGCUGAGGCACGGCAGGACAACAGACAAGGGUCAUCGUCGACGUCCACGCCCACGCCGCCGCCGACUCCUUCCAAGCUCCACCUUCUCCAGGCAGGCGAGUGCACGUCGCCGCCGGCGCCCAUCACUACGGAUCACGCCCAGGCGCACAGGCCGGCGGCUGCUCCACGGCAGCAGGUAGCAGAGACCGUCAAGCCCUCCGGUGGCUCAUUAGGAUUCCUACAGUCGGCCGCGGCAGCCGACCGUCAUCAGCAGGAGGGAGCCGCGGCGUUGCUGUACCAGCAGUACUCCAAGAGCACAAACACCUUCGCCUCGACGUACUCGCUGCUCAACCUGGUGAACGCGGCCUCCAUGGGCGUCGCCUCCGCCGCGGCCAUCGACGAGCUGAGCACGCUGGUAGGCCACGGCGCCGCCCAGCUGCCGUCCUACCACAGCCCCGCGUCGACCGGCGGCCACCACAACCACUUCGUCGUUCCCCUGCCGACGCCGCCGUCGCAACCAAUCACCCCGCUGGGAACGCUGCCGAUGUCGCUGGCCGCCAUCUCCGACAAGAUCUGGGACUGGAACCCGAUCCCCGACGCGGUGGCGGGCAGGGAUUACGGUGGCGCCGGCUUCAAGUGACGGAUCAAGGGGGAAGCGCGUGCGCGGCAAACAGUGCAUGCACCCGUGCAUGGCUAGCUGUGCAACCGGUACAACUCCACCUUGUACACCUCCCUCUUUCUCUCUCUCUCUCUCUCUCCCCACAGUUAUUAUUCUUCUGAGUAAACGAACAAUUAGACCAUUAUAGCGUUCUUGGCCAGUCCAUAUAUAGAUCAUCCCUUCUUUCUCAGGUAGUACGUGCUCCGGUAUGAUCAAGAGAAUUCAGGAUAGAUAAUUUGUAAUUCCUGAUGAGUCUAUAUAAUAACCUCAUCGAUCGAUUUGACAUGAUA
Molecule: messenger RNA, 1886 nt
Organism: Hordeum vulgare subsp. vulgare (domesticated barley)
Lineage: Eukaryota; Viridiplantae; Streptophyta; Magnoliopsida; Poales; Poaceae
Product: NAC domain-containing protein 22-like
Exons: 3
Coding region: 346-1578 (410 amino acids)
Biological process (GO): regulation of DNA-templated transcription
Molecular function (GO): DNA binding
Source: RefSeq, a predicted model, not a curated record